This is a messenger RNA of Scleropages formosus (Asian bonytongue), 1050 nucleotides long. Its product is annotated as trace amine-associated receptor 1-like. Gene Ontology annotation, molecular function: trace-amine receptor activity. The transcript has a single exon. The coding region runs from base 1 to 1050 and encodes 349 amino acids. The record is from RefSeq and is a predicted model, not a curated record. Gene Ontology annotation, cellular component: membrane. NCBI's taxonomy places the organism in Eukaryota, Metazoa, Chordata, Actinopteri, Osteoglossiformes, Osteoglossidae. Gene Ontology annotation, biological process: G protein-coupled receptor signaling pathway.
AUGAAUUUCUCAAACAGCUUGCACAACAGCAACAGCAUGUACAUGGAGACACAUUUUUGCUAUAAGUCAGUGAACGGUUCUUGUGAGAAGUUGGCCCACUCCCUAAGCCUUCAGUUCUCCAUGCUUGCAUUCAUGGGGUUGGCGAUAGUGAUCACCAUGAGCGGAAACUUCCUUGUCAUCACAGUGAUAUCACACUUCAAGCAGCUGCACACCUCCACAAACAGCCUGAUCCUCUCACUCGCUGUGUGUGACUUUCUCCUGGGGGCCCUGGUCAUGCCUUGCAGUGCUAUGCGCUCUGUGCAGGGCUGCUGGUUCCUGGGUGAACUGGCAUGCAAGCUCCACACCAGCAUGGACAUAAUGCUCAGCACUUCUUCCAUCUUCCAUCUCUCCUUCAUUUCUGUCGAGCGUUAUAUUGCUGUCUGUACUCCACUUCAGUACCAGUCCAUGAUUAACUCGGUCACAACCCUCUUCAUGGUUGUAACCAGUUGGUUGAUUCCUGCCAUCUUUGCUUUUGGUAUGAUCUUCUCUGAACUGAACCUGAAAGGCAGCGAGGAUUUCUAUGAGACAAAUGUGUAUUGCCAUGGGGGUUGCCCAGUGUUCUUCAGCCAAGCAUCUGCUGCAUUCUCCUCAAUAUUAGCUUUUUUCAUUCCUGGUCUGAUCAUGUUUGGCAUUUACAUCAAAAUCUAUAAGGUUGCCAGAAGUCAUACCAGAUCCAUUAAACAACAAGCACAGCAAUUAAAGGUGGAAGAUGAAAAUGGGUCCAGACUUUCCAGACAACGAGAAAGAAAAGGGACAAUCAUCUUGGCAAUAGUAGUUGGAGUAUUCCUCAUCUGCUGGACCCCAUUUUUCCUGUGCACCAUAACAGACCCCUUCGUUGGCUACACUAUCCCACCUACACUGGUUGAUGCUCUCGUUUGGUUUGGUUAUAUGAACUCUAGUUUUAACCCUCUAAUUUAUGCUUUCUUUUACUCUUGGUUCAGAAGAGCACUGAGGAUAAUUGUCAGUGGAAGGAUCUUUUACAGAGAUUCAUGUCGAAUGAAGUUGGUGUGA